This is a messenger RNA of Tupaia belangeri chinensis (Chinese tree shrew), 1677 nucleotides long. RefSeq names its product tetraspanin 15 (gene TSPAN15). Lineage: Eukaryota; Metazoa; Chordata; Mammalia; Scandentia; Tupaiidae. The record is from RefSeq and is a predicted model, not a curated record. Gene Ontology annotation, cellular component: plasma membrane. Bases 119 to 1003 code for a protein of 294 amino acids. The transcript is spliced from 8 exons.
GCGGAGAGCUCGGGUGGGGGCUGGCAGCUUGCAACCCUGCAGCCGCAGGUGGGGCCUGGAGCGGUGGCUGAGGGACCGAGCCCAGGAGCUCCGGAGCCCCGCGCCGGGAGCACUCAGGAUGCCCCGCGGGGACUCCGAGCAGGUGCGCUACUGCGCGCGCUUCUCUUACCUCUGGCUCAAGUUCUCGCUCAUCAUCUACUCCACAGUGUUCUGGCUGAUCGGGGCCCUCGUCCUGUCCGUGGGGAUCUAUGCAGAAGUUGAGCGGCAGAAAUACAAAACCCUCGAGAGUGCCUUUCUGGCCCCAGCCAUCAUCCUCAUCCUCCUGGGAGUCGUCAUGUUCAUCGUCUCCUUCAUCGGGGUGCUGGCGUCCCUCCGAGACAACCUGUGCCUUCUGCAAGCAUUUAUGUAUGUCCUUGGGAUCUGCCUCAUAAUGGAGCUCAUUGGUGGCGUGGUGGCCUUGACCUUCCGGAACCAGACCAUUGGCUUCCUGAAUGACAACAUCCGAAGAGGAAUCGAGAACUACUAUGACGAUCUGGACUUCAAAAACAUCAUGGACUUUGUCCAGAAGCAGUUCAAGUGCUGCGGCGGGGAAGACUACCGAGACUGGAGCAAAAACCAGUACCAUGACUGCAACGCCCCCGGCCCCCUGGCCUGUGGGGUGCCCUACACCUGCUGCAUCAGAAACACGACAGAAGUCGUCAACACCAUGUGCGGCUACAAAACCAUCGACAAGGAGGUAAUGCUUUUUCAGAAUGUCAUCUACGUGCGGGGCUGCACCAACGCUGUGCUCAUCUGGUUCAUGGACAACUACACCAUCAUGGCGGCCAUCCUGCUGGGCAUCCUGCUUCCCCAGUUCCUGGGGGUGCUGCUGACUCUCCUCUACAUCACCCGUGUGGAGGACAUCAUCGCGGAGCACUCGGCCACCGACGGGCUCCUGGGGCCUGGUGCGAAGGCUGACAUGGAGGCAGCGGGCACAGGAUGCUGCCUGUGCUACCCCAACUAGGCCCCAGCCUGGGAUGGUGACUCCCGGAGGACUGUGCCAGGCAGCACCUCUCAGGUCUUGCCAGGGGGCUGGACAGGACUGCAGCCCCUCUGCCCACACAUGGCACUGACCAAAGCCGGGGUGUGUGCUCUAGCACCCCACAUCUGUGGCCACUUCCUCCAGGGGACAAAGCCUGAGCCCCUCCCCUGAGAGGCUUCUUCACAGCCCAUCACUGGGGGCUCUCAGCUCUGGAGUUCUGCCCAGACUGGGGGACAAGAACGUCCCUACUCCAGGCCUUGGGCUCAGGCGGAGGGGGAGCUCAGGACUGCGUUCCUGGCAGUGCCUUGGUCCCUGGGGUGGCCGCCCCUUGGGGGGCAGUUCUGCAGGGUUUGUGUGGGAGAGUGAGGGGAAAGCGUGUGUCCCGAGGGCAGGAAGGGCACACUGGCUGCCCCGCAGUUCCCUGGCCACGCCUCAGAGGCCAGGUGGGGCUGUUGCUCAGUCUCCCAGGUGCCUUGAGCCCUCCGAGGGCUGCUGUUUGCUAUUUUUUAUGUGAUUUUUGCAAUACCCAUGUUUUGUAUACAGUUAACAAGAGUUUCGGACUAAUCAAAGCUGUUGUUUCCCACACCCUUACCCCAUUCUUGCCCCUCCAAGUCAGUUCAUUAAUGAAACAAUAAAGACAUGAUUUUUUUUUUUUU